Entamoeba dispar SAW760 is the source of this 420-nucleotide messenger RNA. RefSeq names its product 60S ribosomal protein L35, putative. Gene Ontology annotation, molecular function: oligosaccharyl transferase activity. NCBI's taxonomy places the organism in Eukaryota, Evosea, Mastigamoebida, Endamoebidae. Gene Ontology annotation, cellular component: membrane. The record is from RefSeq and is a predicted model, not a curated record. Bases 1 to 420 code for a protein of 139 amino acids. The transcript has a single exon.
AUGGCAUCAAAAGAAGAAGAUGCAAUGAAGACAAUUAGAGAUUUAGAUGUUGAUUAUUUAUUAGUUGUUUUUGGUGGAUAUCUUGGAUAUUCAUCAGAUGAUAUUAAUAAAUUCUUAUGGAUGAUUAGAAUUGGUGCAGGUGUUAAUCCUUCUUUAAAUGAAAAUAAUUAUUAUAAUCAUGGUACUUAUACUGUAGGUGAUCCUUCUAAUACAUUUAAAUAUAGUAUGAUGUAUAAAAUGUGUUAUCAUAAUUUUUAUAAAGCUUCUAAUGGUUAUCAUUCUGGAAUGGAUGCAGUUAGAAGAGAAAUUAUUAAAGAACAAACUUAUUUCAAAAAUAUUCAAGAAGCUUUCACUUCUCAACAUUGGAUAGUUAGAAUUUAUAAAGUAAAUAAACCAAAUCCAAUAGAUUCUUUACUUUAA